UGGAAAGCAUCAACGGACCCAACCCCCCCAAAAUCACAGAUUAUCAAGCGCAAGCAAGAGGAGACGAACCCUCACUCUCACAAAAUCAGACUCGGCUGCAACAAAGAAACCGAUCGAAACACAAACGAAGCAAAUCUAAAGCAGGAGGCAAUGGCAGACAACAAAGAAUUCUUCCCACCCCAGUACGACGUGAACGCCAAAUGGGACGCGUGUCUCGAUCUGACGGUCCGGCGCUUCGUCUACUCUUCCUUGGGCGGUGCCUUUGGGGGUCUCCUUUUAUUCAGGAGUCCUGUGAGUCGCUGGGCUUCUGUAGCUUUUGGCGCUGGAUUGGGCAUUGGAUCCGCAUACACGGAGUGCUCUCGUUUAUUUGAGGGAUCUCCAGCGAAGUUGGCUGCUCCUAAGAUUAUUGAGACUCCUGCUCCUCAGGGAAGUUAUUUGAUGUAGUUUUUCCUCUUGUUUCCAGGACGGACAAGAUUGAAUUUAUGCAAGUCAAGAUAACCCACAGUUUUGUGAUUCAACUCAGGGGUUUUUGUAGACUGUUUAUGCCUGCAAUGGCUUUGAUUAAGUAGUACAAAUACUGUUUUUGAUUGAUAACGAUAUCACCUGAUCUACUUCAGACUUCAUACAAAUUUGUUACCUUUUGCUUUGUAACCCUGUCAUUAUGUCGAACUUUGUAUGUGGAAAAAGGAAGAAAUAAUUGCAUUUGGGGGAAGCUUUCUUACUUCUGCAACUUCCUAGGAAGAAGUUUGUGAGUAAGCAAAAGGAAAUUUUGUCAGAAAUAUCUUUGACGCGCAAAGUCGCUUGCUAUCUUGUUUAUGUGCCGUUUGAUUUCAAUUA
This is a messenger RNA of Prunus persica (peach), 837 nucleotides long. RefSeq lists its product as uncharacterized. The transcript has 3 exons. Lineage: Eukaryota; Viridiplantae; Streptophyta; Magnoliopsida; Rosales; Rosaceae. The record is from RefSeq and is a predicted model, not a curated record. The coding region runs from base 151 to 444 and encodes 97 amino acids. Gene Ontology annotation, cellular component: mitochondrion; mitochondrial inner membrane; MICOS complex.